Molecule: messenger RNA, 138 nt
Organism: Acaulospora morrowiae
Lineage: Eukaryota; Fungi; Glomeromycota; Glomeromycetes; Diversisporales; Acaulosporaceae
Source: the annotation of a GenBank genome assembly
GUGGCUCAGAUACAGCAGCGUGAAAGAACAUUUGAUCAGACUGUUUUAGCCGCCAGGGUAGUAGAGCAUGCUCCAACUGAACAGCAAAAUAGUAGUAAUGCCGCGAAAGAUUUCACAGAGAAGGCAGAAGAUGAUUAA